This is a messenger RNA of Eleginops maclovinus (Patagonian blennie), 3551 nucleotides long. RefSeq names its product chromosome 24 C7orf57 homolog (gene c24h7orf57). The record is from RefSeq and is a predicted model, not a curated record. Lineage: Eukaryota; Metazoa; Chordata; Actinopteri; Perciformes; Eleginopidae. The transcript has 8 exons. Bases 262 to 912 code for a protein of 216 amino acids.
AGGAGAAAGAGCUCACCCUCGGCCCCUUUUUGGGAUCGGCUCUCCACCCUUUGCCCUACUCCACUUUCCACAAAAUGACGUCAGAUUUUGUUGCAUAUACACGAUCUUUGUUUAGCGUACAGGAAGUCAGCAGCAGGUGCCACCGGAAGUGUGUGAGGUCUUUGCAAGGGAGCUAACGGCAUAUAAUUGCAAGAAGCCGCUCAAUAAUAACAACGGAAGAAAACUAACAUAUAAUAUCAUCAAAUAUAAACUACAGCUAAAAUGAGUGCUGCUGUACCAAACCACCGGAGGACCAAGCCUGGAGGAAUUAAGACAACGGUUGUGGCCAGCAGUGCCACUGGACCGACCUCCCAGAUCCCAGGUCUGUCCCAGACUGCCGAUGAAACCUCUCCAGUGGAGAGGAUCAGCGGGAGGAGAGUCGGGAUCUUUGCGUCAGACUCGGACUAUACCAAACUCGCAAAGGCGGGUGGACACAAAGGGCUGCUGAGUCAUGAGGUUGAUGAUGAUGAUUUACCCAAGAAGGCCUACAAUCCACCCAACUUUUUCGGGAGCGAUGGUUCAAAGAACGGGAGCAAAGCAACGUCUCCCGACAGCCAGAUGAAGGCAGGCAUGCAGCCUCUGGCUGCACCAUUUGGCACUGAUAACGGUUCCGCUUGGGAAAAUGAAAAUAGAUUUUCCCCUGAUAAAGAGCAGCUGUCUCCUGAUGGAGUUGCUGAUGAGAUGGGUGGUCUGUCCAUGACCGGCAAAUACAAGAGAACGUCUUAUGAGAAGAAGACUCCCCCUGUCAGCAUGUCCAAACUGCUGAGUCAUGGUUACAUUGAGAAGAAGACUCCUAAUGAUGACGACGCCUCAAGCGUGACUUCAGAACAGACCAGCACCACCAUGACGGAGGACGUGGAUGAUCUGGAGUAGUGCAGAUUGUGCUCUGAAGGCGGAGGGGCUCCCCCUAACACUAGUUCUUGGUUUCCACAGAUCCACGAACACAUCACCCCGCCCCUCUCCGAUUCAUUCAUUUAUGUACAUCCACUGACUGUUAGGUUUUGUACUCAUGGUUAUGCAAAAGGUACGGUCCUCUAUUUAUUUGCGUUAAUUUGUAAAAAAAAACCAAGUCCCACUGAUUUGGUUGAGUAGAUGUGUCGGUGCUCGCUGUAUUUCUUUUUUUAUUUCUGUGUUGUCGUUGCUCGAUUUGAAAGACGGGUUUGGCACAGGGCAGGAACCUAACUCAUUCACAGAAGCUGGCUGAGUGAAAGAUCCCAGCUCUUUCACACGCCAGCUUGAGUCUAAAGUGGAGUUGAUCUCCCCAGCCGGAUUAAGUCCACCUGUCUUUGGCUGGUGUUAGUUUCCCUCCCUGGUUGUAUGAAGAUCGAGUUGGUGAAUUGAAAGUGUUGUGCUAAUGAAAUGUGGUUCCAGUGACGUGAAAUAUUAUUUGUUUAGAUGAAGGGCUCGUGCUCUGCGAGGUGAAGUCAGAGGGUUGUGUGUUUCCGGCUGCAGGGGUGGAAACGAUCAUCCGUUGAGACAGCCCCGCCACCAGCCGAGCACACCUGCUGAAGUGCAUACUGAUGGCCGAUAGCCGCCCUGUUUGUUUGGUAGACAAGAGCCAAAAAUAACUUCUUACGUUCCGCUCUGCAAAAGGUUGCCCUUCUUAACAUUCCCCAAAGUAAUGUGUUGAUUUUGACUCCCUAAAAUGUCUGAAAAAUGCCUUAUUUUACUGUGCAAGCGGCAUUUUUAUGCUGCUUUUAGUCCAAUAAUUACAAUAAGAGAAUAGAAAUGCCUAAUAUUAAAAGACUAAAUGACCUCCGGUGAUGUUUACAAGUCACUCGAAGAGUUCGAAUCCAUUCUGUUAAUGCCAGAUGAAUUUCCCCGUCUUGUCUACCAGAAAGUUAAUCAGUAAUAACAAUGCCAAGUGCGUCAACAGUUUGCUAAUGAAGGAACUAAAUUGGGUCCUCCUCUACGUCAUAAAGCCCUUCAGUGUUAUGUUAUUGCCUUCUCGUUCAGCCUAAUAAACCCCACACCCGUGCAACAACAGAUAAGGACUUCUUUGAAAUUUAGCGAGAACGGCCACCUUCAGCAGUUCAGUCCGGAGUAAUUCCCUGUGAAGAUUACGGCAGUUUUAAAGUGAGUUCUGAACGUGCCAACCAAGCAGUUUUUCCCUGCUCUUGCAGUGCUUUUUUUCUGUGACUAGACAUCAACUUAGAGUUAGUGCACAGCCGGAUCACACCAAACCCACCGUCUCAUGUUUGUCCAUCUGAUGAGGUUAUUUGGCUCGAUGAGAGACAUGUUUACUGCGGCAACAUUUUUGCAUUUGAAACCUUUGCAGAUUUCAAAUUUGGAUCAGCUGCUGGUCGAGUCGUUUAGAUACUCUAAAAAAGAUAUUAGGGAUUAAGAAUGUGCCAUUUUUAAUCAGUACAUGUUACAUGAUGUAAAUGUAGUUUUAGGUUUGUUUUAUUUGUAGCUAACACUUUCUAGCUCAUUUUCAGGCAAAUGUUUAUUUAUUUAACACGUUCUCGAAAUAUGGAUUCAAUUGCACAUUUUGUGGUACUUACUUUGUUGAAAGCUGCCAGUCAUCAGCAGUGCGGCUUCUGAAGCACAUCGUUCUGUUUUUACUAUUUCUGGUGUCGAAGCCAGAUCUUUGUUUUUCCCUCAUUCCUCCUCAGAGUGCCCUCGUGGUUGGCCUAACUGCUCUUUAACCCUAGCAGACAGUAGGAAUGACUGCAUCUCUGCUUGUUUGUGGGGUAUUUUAGAAUUAUUCUGACUGUCAGGAUAUCUCACAAAGUCAAAAAAUGCCUGUUACAUUUGAUGGACCGUUCAGCCUUGAGUCAUUCAAUUUUUAGCCGCAGCUGAACUCGCGCUGUCAGUAAAAUCCUAAUCCAUCAUACUCCAAAUUGUAGAGCGGAGAAAAUUCUCUUAUAAAAGAAAAGGGAAAGACUGAUUCAUCGGGGUGUAACUGCAAGAUUAAAGUUCGUCCCAGUAAAUCCAGCACGAUCCUCACCUGCGUCUCAGAAAUGAUGCAGCAGUAACAAACUCAUUUCAAAACCAUUAGCUUCAAAACUCUUCCAGGAAGUGAUCGACGCAGCUGUCCGGUUAGGGUUGUCACUUUAAUUUCAACGCUAUAUCUAUUCAAGCAAUGAUGCAUAAUGUGUCUGUAUGUGGUAUUAAAGUGUCAAGUGUCCAAAAUCAAUGCACUGCGUUUUGUUUUGCAGUAUAUGGUUUGCUGUGCAGGAAGGUUUGAUUUGUAUGGAAUGUUAAUUAUACUGCGGUAUACAUAAUAGUGUUUUUGAAGUUGCUUCCUCUUCGCCCAGUGUGAGUAGGUUGCAUAUCAGUUUACAAACGGAUAGUGGGAAACCUUAGUGGCUUAACUCUGCAGAUCCUCCCUCAAGUAUUGUCACCUGUUGUCGUCCUCUUGCUAUUGUACCUGCAGGUGGUAGUUUACUUUUAAAAUGCAAAUGUACCAGAAGAGAGUGAAGAGAAGAUCCCCUAAGUGUAGUAAGACCCCGCUUAUGAUUGCACACAGACUCUCCAUUAUAAUUUCAAUAAAUGGGCAUGUGCAUGUA